Vicia faba (fava bean) is the source of this 1188-nucleotide messenger RNA. Lineage: Eukaryota; Viridiplantae; Streptophyta; Magnoliopsida; Fabales; Fabaceae. The record is from the annotation of a GenBank genome assembly.
AUGUUAGGCUCUUUGACCAUUAUUGUAGCUCACCAUAUGUAUGCUAUGCCUCCUUAUCCAUACCUAGCUACUGACUAUGGUACACAACUGUCAUUGUUCACACAUCACAUGUGGAUUGGGGGCUUUCUCAUAGUUGGUGCUGCUGCACAUGCAACCAUUUUUAUGGUAAGAGACUAUGAUCCAACUACUCGAUACAACGAUCUAUUAGAUCGUGUUCUUAGACAUCGUGAUGCAAUCAUAUCACAUCUCAACUGGGUGUGUAUAUUUUUAGGCUUUCACAGUUUUGGGUUGUAUAUUCAUAAUGAUACCAUGAGUGCUUUAGGGCGCCCUCAAGAUAUGUUUUCAGAUACCGCUAUACAAUUACAACCUGUCUUUGCUCAAUGGAUACAAAAUACUCAUGCUUUAGCACCUGGCACAACAGCCCCUGGUGCAACAACAAGCACCAGUUUGACUUGGGGCGGUGGUGAUUUAGUGGCAGUGGGCGGUAAAGUAGCUUUGUUACCUAUUCCAUUAGGAACUGCAGAUUUUUUGGUACAUCAUAUUCAUGUAUUUACUAUUCAUGUAACGGUAUUGAUACUCCUAAAAGGUGUUCUAUUUGCUCGUAGCUCACGAUUGAUACCGGAUAAAGCAAAUCUCGGUUUUCGGUUCCCUUGUGAUGGCCCUGGAAGAGGGGGGACAUGCCAAGUAUCCGCUUGGGAUCAUGUCUUCCUAGGAUUAUUUUGGAUGUACAAUGCAAUUUCUGUAGUAAUAUUCCAUUUCAGUUGGAAAAUGCAGUCAGAUGUUUGGGGAAGUAUAAAUGAUCAAGGAGUAGUAACUCAUAUCACAGGAGGAAACUUUGCCCAGAGUUCGAUUACCAUUAAUGGGUGGCUUCGCGAUUUCUUAUGGGCGCAGGCAUCCCAGGUAAUUCAGUCUUAUGGUUCCUCAUUAUCGGCAUAUGGUCUUUUUUUCUUAGGCGCCCAUUUUGUAUGGGCUUUUAGUUUAAUGUUUCUAUUCAGCGGGCGUGGUUAUUGGCAAGAACUUAUUGAAUCCAUCGUUUGGGCUCAUAAUAAAUUAAAAGUUUCUCCUGCUACUCAGCCUAGAGCCUUGAGCAUUGUACAGGGACGUGCUGUAGGAGUAACACAUUACCUUCUGGGUGGAAUUGCCACAACGUGGGCAUUCUUCUUAGCAAGAAUUAUUGCAGUAGGAUAA